AUGCGACUCGCCGGGGUUUCCCUCUUUGUGACCGUCGCGACCGCAACAUCUUCUUGGUGGGUUUUCGAUGCUUGGGAUGGGCUAAGCUGUGGAGAUGCACCUCAAAAUGGCCAAAUAUUCUUCACCUCAGAGGGACAUGGCGAAAUGACUUGCAUCAGUUUUGACGAGGCCCAGAGGGCCUACUCGUAUGCUGCGAGUUUUGGUGAAGAUGAUGUGGAGAUCUGGGGCUUUCUACACGAGCAUUGCGAAGGCCCGAGAAAGGCCUUCUUAAACAACACCUGCAUGAAUCCUGAUAUCGUGGUUCCGUACAUUCGCUCGUGGAAGAUUUACAAUACCGGGGAAGCUGAUUCAACCGCACAGUAA
Penicillium nucicola is the source of this 363-nucleotide messenger RNA. RefSeq lists its product as uncharacterized. Lineage: Eukaryota; Fungi; Ascomycota; Eurotiomycetes; Eurotiales; Aspergillaceae. Bases 1 to 363 code for a protein of 120 amino acids. The transcript has a single exon. The record is from RefSeq and is a predicted model, not a curated record.